This is a messenger RNA of Rotaria sordida, 1026 nucleotides long. The record is from the annotation of a GenBank genome assembly. Lineage: Eukaryota; Metazoa; Rotifera; Eurotatoria; Philodinida; Philodinidae.
AUGCAAACAUGCUCCUCAAAAAUUUUAACAAAAAAUAUUUAUUUUAUAUUUCGAAUGCGAUUCCGAAUUACAAUAUGUAUUCAUCCAAAAAUCACUUUCCUAUCAAUGGUUUUAUUAAUAUUCAUAUUUAAUUAUAGUAAGAAUAUUCUUUGUGAUAAAAAUCGAAAUAUUUAUAAUUCAACAUGUAAAACAUCAAUUGAUUCAUAUAAAAAAUGUUAUAAACAUGUUAUCGAAUUAGUACCUAAUGAGAACGUUGCAAAUGGUAUUGAAACAUAUUUUUUUCUUAAAAAUCAAUUGAAAACUAUUGAUAAAACAUUAAAUAUUUCACUUUAUUGGAAUCAAGAUGAUCGUUUAAAACCUUUUACAAAUUUAAUUUCAUCAAAAAAUCAAUGUCAGAUAUUAUAUGUUGGAGCUAAUCAAGCUGGAACAGAUGGAAUUGAAUUUAUUAAACAAUAUCAAUAUUGUCAUGUCUGGUUUUUAGAACCAGUUUUACAAUUUUAUGAUAAAUUAAUUCAUUCUGAUAAAAUAUUACGAGAACUAAAUACAGGUAAACAUCAUAUCUAUCAUAUUGGAUUAUCAAAUAAAAAUCAUCUUAUUGAUGUAACAUUGAAAGAUAUUCAAGAAUCAGAAGCUGUUACUUUAGUUGGAAAACAAGAUAAUCAACAAUAUAUUGAUAAUCAACAAAAAUAUAAGUUAAUUUUAAGAGAUAUUGCAGAAAUAUUAUUCGAAUUUAAUAUAUUAUCAAAGAUAGAUAAUAUUACUUUUAAUGGAGAAUUAAAUUUAUUACAUCUUAAUUGUGAAGGUUGUGAAUAUGAUGUUAUUGAAAGAUUAAUCAAUACAAAUUUAACUAAAUAUAUUAGAAUAAUACAAUUUGGUUCACAUAGACCAUCAACUAUUCGUUCAUCUAUUAAUCAAAGAUAUUGUUGCUUACAACAAUUAUUAUCAAUUACACAUCAAUUACAAUUUGGUAUACCAUGGGCAUGGGAAAGAUGGUUAAGAUAUGAUUUAAUUAACAAAAAUGACUAA